Messenger RNA from Gracilinanus agilis (Agile Gracile Mouse Opossum), 972 nucleotides. It is a transcript of the gene PSMB4, whose product is annotated as proteasome 20S subunit beta 4. Lineage: Eukaryota; Metazoa; Chordata; Mammalia; Didelphimorphia; Didelphidae. The coding region runs from base 32 to 826 and encodes 264 amino acids. The record is from RefSeq and is a predicted model, not a curated record. Gene Ontology annotation, cellular component: proteasome core complex. The transcript has 7 exons.
GCUUUCAUUUCUCUUCCCCAGGGUGACUAAGAUGGAACCGUUGUUGCAACUGCAGUCGGGCUUUUGGGCCGGGGGCCCCUCUCCGGGCCAGUUCUACCGCAUCCCGCCCGUCUCGGGAGCCGUUCUGGGGCCAGACAGCAUUGCCUGCGCAGGCCCGAUCACUCGGACGCAGAACCCAAUGGUGACAGGGACUUCUGUCCUAGGUGUAAAAUUUGAUGGUGGUGUAGUGAUUGCAGCAGAUAUGCUGGGUUCCUAUGGCUCCUUAGCUCGAUUCCGAAACAUCUCUCGAAUCAUGCGUGUCAACAAUAAUACCAUGCUUGGUGCCUCUGGGGAUUAUGCAGAUUUCCAGUAUGUGAAGCAAGUCAUUGACCAGAUGGUAAUUGAUGAAGAGCUGCUAGGUGAUGGGCACAGCUAUAGCCCCAAAGCCAUCCACUCUUGGUUGACCAGAGCCAUGUACAGCCGCCGCUCAAAGAUGAAUCCCCUCUGGAACACCAUGGUCAUCGGUGGCUAUGCUGACGGAGAAAGCUUCCUUGGCUAUGUGGACAUGCUUGGUGUAGCCUAUGAAGCCCCCACACUCGCCACUGGUUAUGGUGCCUACUUGGCCCAGCCCUUGAUGCGAGAGGUUUUGGAGAAGAAGCCAGUUCUAAGCCAAGCAGAGGCCCGGGAGCUGGUGGAGCGUUGCAUGCGUGUGCUAUACUACCGAGAUGCUCGAUCAUAUAACAGGUUUGAAAUUGCCACAGUGACUGAGAAAGGAGUUGAAGUGGAGGGACCUCUGUCUGCAGAGACCAAUUGGGAUAUUGCCCAUCUGAUCAGUGGUUUUGAGUGAUGCAGUUUUAGCUCCAGCCUCAUCUGUUAUGAUCUACUUACUCCUGGCCCUGCUAUUAAAGGCUAUGUUGGCUGUCCUGGGACUGGGAUUUGACUUUUUUCCUUUUAUAAAAGAUUUUGGUGGAAAAUAAAUAAUUCUAGACCUCU